ACGGUCUUAGUUUUCCAGAUUUAAUCACUAGAUUUGCGAUGUGAACCUGCUUGCCUUACGAAUAUUCGGUCCAAUUUCAAGUAGAAUGCAGAUAAUGAAUCAGUUGGACGAAGCACUUUCUCCCUCAUUUCCUUCCGAUUUGACAUGACAGUUAUCUUAAUUCUGUGUUCAAAAGAAAAAUGAGUCGACGAGGUGCAGCUGCUCCCAAGGGGAAAAAGAAAGGGGCUACUUUCACCAUUGAUUGUUCCAAGCCAGUGGAGGACAAGAUUAUGGACAUUGCAUCUCUGGAAAAAUUUCUUCAGGAGAGGAUUAAAGUCGGUGGCAAGGCUGGUGCUCUUGGUGACACUGUUACAGUUGCCCGUGAGAAGAACAAGAUUACUGUUACCUCUGACAGUAACUUUUCAAAGCGGUACUUGAAGUAUUUGACAAAGAAAUAUUUAAAGAAGCACAAUGUGAGGGACUGGCUCAGAGUGAUUGCCGCUAACAAAGAUAGAAGUGUUUAUGAACUAAGAUACUUCAACAUUGCUGAGAACGAGGGAGAGGAUGAAGAGUAAUCAAAUUUAUGAGCUUAUUGACAUGAGGAUCUUUUAACUUUCCAUUUUGCAUGACUUAAAGAAUGUUCCUUUGCUUUACAUCAGAGGUUAUCUAACAAUGAGGGUUAUUGAAAAUUUUGCAUUUUGCCAUUACUAUUGGAUUGGAAAGAGCGCUCUUACAUUUUUGUCAGGCUUCCAUAUUUAACACAGAUCGACUGUGUUGUGCUGGUUUCCAUGGAUGUUAAUAUAUCGUUGCAGUUUUGCAGCAUAUUAGAGUUC
Neltuma alba is the source of this 812-nucleotide messenger RNA. Its product is annotated as 60S ribosomal protein L22-2-like. Gene Ontology annotation, cellular component: ribosome. Gene Ontology annotation, biological process: cytoplasmic translation. NCBI's taxonomy places the organism in Eukaryota, Viridiplantae, Streptophyta, Magnoliopsida, Fabales, Fabaceae. Bases 180 to 554 code for a protein of 124 amino acids. The transcript has 3 exons. The record is from RefSeq and is a predicted model, not a curated record. Gene Ontology annotation, molecular function: RNA binding; structural constituent of ribosome.